AGUUAGAAAACACACACAGCGAGCUCAGGCGCACUGGCGUAGGUCAUGUAUGACUGCUGUCAUUGGGAAGACGUUUAAUAACAUACAACAAAUAAUAAACAGCUAUGAUCAGUCUGGGUGAUAUAACAAUAACCAAUGACAUCGUGAGCUGUAACGUUAACUGACAAGGCUGAGGAAAUCAUUGUCAUUCCCGUCAAGACUGCUGUGUUUUUGUGAUCCAGCUCAUUAUGGCGCGCCAUAGCAAGCUCCAGAAACAGGUCUUAUCCCUGUAUCGGCAGUUUCUGCGUGCAGCUCAGGACAAGCCGGGCUUCAUACCGAGAAUACGUGAUGAAUUCCGUGCCAGUGCUGCCAUCAAGAAGUCUGACGUCAUGCACAUAGAAUAUCUUUAUCGACGAGGCCAACGCCAACUUGAACUGCUUAAAGAUGUAAACACUAAACAACUUGGAUCAUUCAGCAAGUCUAGAGAAGACAGUACAUAGCAACCUAUAUAAUCAUAUACUGUAUUAAAAUAUUUUACAGAAUGUGACUUACAAAUACAUCUUGUUUUCUGGGAAACCACCUCCAUGACUUCAGUUAUUUAAAUGGAAAGACCAAUGAGACUUUAUCUCUUCUCAGGGAAACUUGAAAGUUAUUAAUGCACAUCAUUUUUUUUACUGCUAUUUGAGUAUUAUAAUUUGAAGUGUGUCCACUAGAUGUAUUAUGUACUGUCAGGGUGAAUGUAAUGAAGUGUUUUAAAGAAAAUAUCUGUAGGCACUAUUCUUCUGAAAUGAUUCAACACAUUUAUACUUAUUUCGUUUAUUUCUGCUAUAGUGUGCCUCUGUCCUGUUGAAAUAACAGAUGUAUUCUGUCUAUGGUUCACAUUGUGGUAAAACUUAGAAAAUAUUAAAUAGAAAUAGAAAAUAUUGUGAUGUCCAAAUAAUGUAAAGCUUGAGACGUGUCCUAUUGAUUAAAUGGUUGUACAAUCAAUCAUGUAUUGUAAAGAUAUUAUAUAUAAAAAGGUCAUAAUAAGACUUAA
This is a messenger RNA of Carassius gibelio (silver crucian carp), 1015 nucleotides long. It is a transcript of the gene sdhaf1, whose product is annotated as succinate dehydrogenase complex assembly factor 1. Gene Ontology annotation, biological process: mitochondrial respiratory chain complex II assembly. The record is from RefSeq and is a predicted model, not a curated record. The transcript has 2 exons. The coding region runs from base 228 to 479 and encodes 83 amino acids. Lineage: Eukaryota; Metazoa; Chordata; Actinopteri; Cypriniformes; Cyprinidae. Gene Ontology annotation, cellular component: mitochondrion.